Messenger RNA from Oppia nitens, 1877 nucleotides. RefSeq names its product steryl-sulfatase-like. The coding region runs from base 1 to 1824 and encodes 607 amino acids. The transcript has 5 exons. The record is from RefSeq and is a predicted model, not a curated record. Lineage: Eukaryota; Metazoa; Arthropoda; Arachnida; Sarcoptiformes; Oppiidae. Gene Ontology annotation, molecular function: arylsulfatase activity.
AUGUCAUUAUCAUCGCUCAAAGUAUGGAUCCGAUCGCCUCUAUUGUCAUCAACAACAACAGCAUAUUAUUACAACGUUUUCCUGUUUGUGGUAAUUAUUUGCCAAUUGAGUGUUGAUAUCUGUGGUGAAACAAGUGAUGAUAAUGCGAAACCUAAUUUUGUUAUAUUAAUUGCCGAUGACUUGGGUAUUGGCGAUGUCAGCUCUUUUGGCAACACAUCACUUAAUACUGCAAACAUUGACCGCAUUGGCAAUGAAGGAGCACUUCUUACCCAUCACUUGACUGCCGCAUCUGUUUGUACGCCCAGUCGGAGUGCAUUCCUGACGGGAAGGUAUCCCAUACGCACAGGUAUGGCUUCAGCGGCCAGAAAUCGGGUAUUUCUAUUUGUUGCGGCCAAAGGAGGUCUGCCAACCAAUGAAACAACAUUUGCUAAAACACUUCAGCAAAACAAUUAUGGAACCGCUUUGAUCGGUAAAUGGCAUUUGGGUAACGACUGCGACGCCUUAGGCGAUGCCUGUCAUCAUCCGCUAAAUCACGGUUUUGACCAUUUUUAUGGUCUCCCAUUGACUAAUCUCAAGGAUUUUGGCAAUGAUGGCGCUUCGGUCGUCAAGUCAUACUUUCCACAAUUCACUGCAUUGUUAGCUACUAUAGCAGCAAUAGGUCUAACACUUGCAUUCAUCACAUUUGCCAAAAAAUAUCACAAACUAUCACUACUUAUAAUCAUAUUCUUAAUCAUUGUGCCAAUGCUGGCACUGGUUGUCCAGAAAAGCAUUAAAACAAUUAAUUCGGUUCUCAUGCGCGGCACACAAGUCAUUGAACAGCCCAUUCAAUUGGAAGGCAUUACCGACCGGUUGGUCAAUGAGGCCCAGGAGUUCAUUGUGAACCAAACGGUGCAAAACAAACCGUUUCUUGUAGUCUUAAACUUUGUAAAAGUUCACUCAGCUCACUUUCCCAGCAAUCCAUUCAAAGGCAAAAGUGGUUACGGAAAGUAUGGCGACUGUGUCCUCGAAAUGGAUUCCGGAGUCGGAAGAAUAUUGGACUUUCUCAAGAAUAACAAUUUGCGUGACAAUACGUUUGUCUAUUUUAGUAGUGACAAUGGUGGACAUCUUGAAGAGGUCGGCAUUGAUGGUGAAAAGGAAGGCGGUUAUAAUGGUUUAUUUAAAGGCGGUAAAGGUCACGGCGCUAUGGAAGGCGGCAUUCGGGUGCCAACGGCCAUCAUGUGGCCAAACAAAAUACCAGCAAAAACAGUCAUAUCGGUGCCAACGAGUCAAAUGGAUAUUUAUACAACAAUUCAUAAAAUAACUAACAUUCCUGUGCCAAGUGAUCGUAUAAUUGAUGGCAAAAAUAUUCUGUCAUUGCUUUUGCAGCCAAAAACAGCAACUGAUGCGAGUCMACACAAAUUUCUGUUUCAUUAUUGUGGUACUUAUCUGCACGGUGUUCGCUAUAUGGAGGACAGGGAUCACAUUUGGAAACUGUAUUUUUAUCGACCAAAGUUCCGGUCGACCGGUGAAUACAAGUGUCAGUUUAUGUGUAUGUGCUUUGAACCUCACGUUGUUCUCUACGAUCCGCCAUUAGUUUUCAAUCUGGCCAACGAUCCCUACGAAGACUAUCCACUGGACGUAUUGUCAAAUGAAAGACAUAGUCUCAUAGUGAAGGAAAUCGCCAGAGCUAUCGAAGCGCACGACCAUACAGUAGAUCGGGUUCCUUCACAGUUUGAUUUUUGGCAAUCGGUUUGGCGGCCAUGGCUUCAGCCGUGCUGUCAGCUACCGAACUGUAGGUGUAGUGAACCGGUUCGCACACAACAACACAAAAUUAUGAAAAAGUAGAUAAAUAUUUAUUUUUUACACAAUUUUCUAAUCAAGAGAUUCCUGUAAUCAGC